AUGCUCUGCCGCGGCUGGAGCAAUUCACCCUGGAAAAAAGCGUGCUACCUGCCGGACUCAUUCCUCACCCUCUCACACCUCACCCAUCUCAGCCUGCACGAGCUCGUCUCUCUCGACGCACUCUUCGCCCCGGCUGCUACUGGCCUCGGUAUGCCAGGCACCCGAACUCAUCCACUUCUCGGCUUCUCGCUUGAUCCUCGACCUGGUCAGCCAGCCAGAUUGGCGCUGCUCUCGUCGCUGCAGCACCUCGCAAUCGUGGAAUCCACCCUGCCAUCGCUGCCUAGCAACCUCAACGACCUCUCAAGCCUCAAGGUGCUCAUUCUCGAAAAAUGUCGCUACAUGCCCUCCCUCCCCGCGUCCCUACCCCACCUUUCCAACCUUGAAAAACUCGUCCUGAAAACCCUCCCGCGCCUGGCGCGCCUGCCCAAGAAUCUCGGGCAGCUGAAGGCCCUGAAGGAGCUCACGGUGGAGUCGUGUGACGCGCUGGUGGGGCUGCCCGCGUCCAUGGGCCUGCUCUCCUCCCUCGUCCUCCUCUCCGUCACCGACUGCAACAAGUUCGCCUCUCUCCCCACCUCCAUCGGCUCCCUCCCCCGCCUCGCCUCCCUCAAGCUCAACUGUCUCCCCCGCCUGCGCCGCCUGCCUGACACUCUCUCCCUCCUCCCUGCCCUCAUGAUCCUCUCACUGGAAGACUGUGAGCAGCUGCAAGCGCUGCCGGAGGGGCUGGCGGGUGUGGGCAGGUUGAGGGAGGUGAAUGUGGCGGGGUGCUGCAAGCUCAAGCAUGUGCCCCAAUCGCUGCUGGCGAGGCAACACGUUAUCGACCUGCAGGGCCUUCGGUAA
This is a messenger RNA of Closterium sp. NIES-65, 837 nucleotides long. The record is from the annotation of a GenBank genome assembly. NCBI's taxonomy places the organism in Eukaryota, Viridiplantae, Streptophyta, Zygnematophyceae, Desmidiales, Closteriaceae.